UAAGGAGGAAAACAGCCUUUUCUGUACAGAAAAGAUUCAUUUUUUUAUUUGAUGAAGUUGGUUCCUUGCAGAAGAUGAAGGAAGGCCCAGAGGAUCCUUUCCAGUAUGAGCCUGGACCUGGGUCUUCAUUACCCUCUGAUGGACCAAGCUCAUCUCAACCAUUUACUGUGCAGGAAUAUAUUUCCAACCUCUCUGAGGAGGACUGGAUGGCUUUCAGCAGCCUGUUGAACCCCCCUAUGUCAAGGUGCCAGUUUGUGGAGAUUUGUCAGACUGUGCUGAAGGUGGCCAGCUCCAGCUCCAUGGGUAUGAUUCUACCAGUUUUUUCAUGUAUGGAGAGAGAUCUGGAGUGCUACUCAUACAGCCCCUCAAGGUCUAAGAGUGCAGGUUCGUCCUCCUCAGAUAAGAUCACUGGAGCUCCGACAGGUCUGGGCGGCAUGCUGCGGAUGCAAGGCGCCAUGGCAGCCUUCCACAAGUGCACUGCAGCAUGGCGCCGUCCUGUCUCAGCUCUUGCUAAUGUGGUCCGUCCUCCCUCCAUGACUAAGCUUCGCGUUUACCUUGCCAAGCGCAGACCUUCUCCUGACCUGACUGAUGUUGUCACCGUGACGCGUCCUCCCACUGUGACUGAGCUUCGGGUUUACAGCGCCAAUCGCAUGCCUUCUCCUGAUCUGCCUGAAGUUGCUAGUGUGCUGCGACAUGAGGAGGAAUCCCAUGACCCAACAGGCAUCGACAGGAUAGUGGAAAGAGUGUUGUCCAAUGAAGGCAUCGACUACGUCGCCAAACACCUGGUUGGCCAAAUGCUUGGUGUUCUUCAGGAGGGUAGGCCGUCUGCGACUACAGGCAAAUGCAGCCCCAGCUCACAGCUCACUGAGAUGUACUCUUAUGCAGAGGCAGCGAUCAAAGACCUGCUCCAGCCUUAUUUCCUGCCUCUUGUGGCUCAUGCUGCUUCUGUGGACAGUGCAGGAUUGAGACCUGCUGCUUCUGCAGCCCCUAAUGCAGUAGAUGGUGUUCAAGCCAAAGCAAAUGCUGAGGAUGCAGCAUGUUCUCAGAGCAGGGCCCAAAGCUCCAGGUCCAGCACUGCCAGCUGUGAGCUGGACAUGACCCAGCCAGACUCGUCCGCAUUGCGGGUGCGCGCCAGCAUGGUGAGCUUCUUCACCGAUCUGAUGGUCAACCAGAUGAUGGACAAGCUUUCCUUGGACGUACCUGCGCAUCGGGACGCUGCAGACGAAUCAGAUGCAAGAAGUGCAAGAGGUCCCGAGGGCUGCUUGACCAGUGUCCUCAUGUUGCGUCUGUUGGCAAACAUGAGGGAUGGAGGGAGAUCCUCCGUUGAUAAGGGAAUGCUUCAAGAGCUCAUCGACAAAAUCCUGUCAGAGUUCCGAAGCGGUGCCUCUGGAGUGCCAAACGUCCAUGGGUAUUUGAACAACGCCAGGAUUCAGAACAUCAACAGGACCAUGGAGAAGUUUCUGCUGAAGGAGUUUGGCUCCAAAAACAUCCUGCAGAGAGCAGCGAACCCAAAGGAUGACUCGUUUAACACGACCUUUCUGGCAAAGUUGAGCGAAGUCUUGAAUGCAGAUGUCACUGGUGCCUCAUCUGCCCUCAGGGGUUCAUUUCACCUCGGGUCAGGAGCCAAAGCAACAGGUGGAAUGAAAACAGGGAAGAAAUCCAAAUUUGGAGUCAAGCUACCAAAUAGACGAAAGCGAAGCUCAAAGGUGUCUCCGAUCAAUGUUGGUGCUGACAAGUGUCAACAAACUGUUACACCUGCUCCAUCCAGGAACACCUCUGCUGCAGAUGCUCACAAAGUGAAGCCUCGUAAACGUUCCUGGAUCAAGAAGCUAUUCACCUGCUGCGUCUCCCAGGGAACUCAAUUUUAAACAAACCCCACACAUCCAACACCACCUAAAAGCUGUUUCCUCCAUCCCCAUCCAUUCCAUAUCCAUAAUGUCAACACACACAAAAUUAUAUUUUGAGAUGUAACAGAGAAAACCACUUAUCACCUCACAAAACACACACACAAGCAAUACUAAAACAAAUAAAUUAAACCCCAACAAGA
Messenger RNA from Engraulis encrasicolus (European anchovy), 2047 nucleotides. RefSeq lists its product as uncharacterized. The record is from RefSeq and is a predicted model, not a curated record. Lineage: Eukaryota; Metazoa; Chordata; Actinopteri; Clupeiformes; Engraulidae. The transcript is spliced from 7 exons. The coding region runs from base 75 to 1868 and encodes 597 amino acids.